Messenger RNA from Leishmania mexicana MHOM/GT/2001/U1103, 1299 nucleotides. Its product is annotated as N-acetylglucosamine-6-phosphate deacetylase-like protein. Gene Ontology annotation, molecular function: N-acetylglucosamine-6-phosphate deacetylase activity. The transcript has a single exon. Lineage: Eukaryota; Euglenozoa; Kinetoplastea; Trypanosomatida; Trypanosomatidae. Gene Ontology annotation, biological process: N-acetylglucosamine catabolic process. The record is from RefSeq and is a predicted model, not a curated record. Bases 1 to 1299 code for a protein of 432 amino acids.
AUGGACAACGUUACGGUUAUUAAGGGUAACAUCGUCACGACCUCAAAGGUCCUAUACGGCGGCUGUGUCAUUGUCGUGAAUGAUCUCAUUGCAUCGGUGUGUGGCAAUGAGACUCUUGUCCGAAAGGAGCUCGGUGAGCUCGAGAACACGCACCCCGGCAUAGGCGCGGCCACCUGGCAAGAGGCCGCAUUUGUGCUCCCUGGGUUCGUGGAUAUUCACAACCACGGACUGGGUGGUGCGAGCGAUGUGAUAGGGCACUGGUCAAACCCAGAGUACUCCCUAAAGGAGCUGGCUCGGUGCGGCACGCUGACGACCUUGGCGUCCAUCAUCUUCUCCGAUAGCCACAAGAAACUGGUGACGGACUGUAUUGAUGCCAUCGAGAAGCGUGUGGGGUCCUAUACGGAGGACAACUGUAUCUUGGGCGGCAUCCAUGCCGAGGGCCCCGUCAUUCACGACCGCGGCGGCCUCCCGGAGUGCAAGAGUGAAAUAAGCCUCGACGACUUCAAGCGGCUCGUCAACUCUAUGCCGUCCUUGCGCGUCAUGACCAUCUCGCCCCACAUCGAGGCACGGUGCAACUACGAGAAGAUACGCCAUCUGCUCAAGAAGAAGGUGCGCGUCGCGCUCGGGCAUGACCGCGCCGCCACCAAGUCGGAGAUCAUGUGCGCUCUCAAGCUGGCGGCGUCGGAGGAGGAGAAGAUGCAUGUUACCCACUUGUGCAACGUCUCCACCUUCAAUCACCGUGCCAGCUCACUGGUGAACGCGGCCAUGUGCCCGCGGUUUCCGAACGCCCCACUCUACAAAGGGGCGCGCCCGCCAACGCUGGAGAUCAUUGCUGAUCUCAUUCAUGUCGAUAGCGUCACACUGCAGUCCGUCCUGUCGUCACGCAGCGUCGACGACAUUGCCAUUAUCACAGACUGUAUCUCGGCACACAUCCCUGGCAAGCAUGUGGUGUACAACGGGCGUGACAGCGUCGUGCAGGCGGGUGGGGCGUGCUAUCUCUGCGACUCUUUUGGUCGCGCGUCCAGCACCCUGGCUGGCGGCACUAGCAUGCUAGCCGACCUGUUCCAUAUCCUGAUCACACUCUUCGGCAAGGAUGUCGUCGAGGCCUGCUUGCACACCGCCACCGUUCCCGCCCGAAUCGCGAACCUUCCUGACGUGGGUGCGAUCGCUGUGGGAAAGAAGGCCAAUCUGCUCCUUUUUGACGCGGAGCUCAACACGAUCGAGAAGCGCAUGAUUUACGGACAGUGGACCUCGCACAAACCGUACAGGAUUCUCCACCCCUCUGUAGCCCAUCUGUGA